CGAAAAAGUACAAAAAAAAAAAAAAAGUUUACGUUGUAAAAAUUCCAUUUGUAAAAUAACAAUUAGAUCUAGUCUCAAAAUUGGGGCUUUGAUUCUGCCAUUAAUGUUUAUGGUAUAAAAUUUCUCAGAUACAAGAAGAAACAGAGAAAGAGAGAUCUUCUACUUGCAUGGUAAUAAAACUUCUCAAAUCUCUCUAUUCUCAGUGUCAGAUCGGAUUUAUCAGGCAGGCGCGUUUCAGAACCCUAGAAAAUAUCAAUCUUGAAUUUCUGGGAUUCAAUUAAUCUAAUACGGAAUUCGUAUAGUGUGAUUCAAUAAUAUCCUAGAUUUGAUAAAUUCAGGAUAUAUAUAGAAUUUGAGUUUGGGUGAUCAAAUUUGCAGAUUUUUAUGUGUGGACACGUUUUUUGUUUAUUUGGAAGUUGAUAUGAUGAUGAUAGGUGAUUGUUGGAAUGGUGAAGAUUGAGAAUUUUUCUUUUAGGGUUUCUACUUUGUUGUUUGUGGCAGAAUUUGUUGAAGACAAGUUUGUCAGAAUUUGAGAUUUUGUUUUUCUAAUGGCGUCGGCACAGGUUUCGCGUAAACAAGAUCUUGAAGCUGGAAAGCGCAAGCUCGAAGAGUUUCGUAAGAAAAAAGCAGAAAGGCGAAUCGGCAAAAAGGUUGCACCAAUUGGCCAGACGCAGCCUGCUGCUGAUGUUAGUCAAUCAGAAGACAAAAAAGCUCUACAAAUUCCUGAUUCAGAUGGAGCUGGUCCAUCGGAAAGAAAUGGUGUUUCAUACGAAGAACCUCCUCCUUCGGCAGUCGUUCGCGAUGACACUAAAGCAUAUGAUUCAUCCCAGACUACUGAACUGGGUUCCUCUAGUGUAACUCAUGAUAGCCCCCCCAUCUCUAACAAAACACAUGAUGUAUUAUUAUAUGCCGGUCCAUUUCAGAAACCUGCAGCUGAUCAGGACUCGAGAUGGUAUGAUCGGUCAAGGCUUCCUGAGUCACAAUCUGUUAAUUAUGCUGGUCUACGGGAAGAUAUGAACCAUAACAUUGACAGUGCAGGAACUCGAGAACCAACAUAUGAGGCCACAGUAGACCAGCCUGCUACUCCUAAACCAUUCUAUCGAACAGGGGGGACUGAUACAAACUCCCAAUCUGAUUAUUACUCCAGAUAUGAUGGUCAUUUAAGACAAGAUUCAAAGGAAUUUUCAGCCAAAGCUCCAGAAACAUCUCAUGUUUUUAAUGCAGAUUUUCAAUUUGAUAAGUUGGCUGAUGAUGUUGGAUUUGGUACUUUGUCAACGAGUGGCAGUCAAUAUGAAGAUCGUAUACAUCCAUCUGCCAACUUAACAGAGUCGGUUCUUGAUUUCAAGAACAAACAUGGUGGUUCAGAUUUUAAUGGUGCUAGUUUUCUUGAGGAAAGAAGGAAGUUUAAUAAUUCUAUUAAUCAUCAGCAGGGCACAGAUAAUGCACCUUGGCUGUCAUCAGAAUUACCCUCCAUCGAUUAUAAAUUAGAUUCAAGAAGUUCCUCUAAUCAUGUUCCUCACACAGCUUCCAUUGCUGGAAAUCGGCAAUCUCGUCCAUCUUUUCUGGGCUCGCUUAAUGUAAAUACAGUCCCUUCAGAGUCACACAUAUCUUGUACUGACCAAGAAAAAUCUGAACCAUUUCUCAUAGCUUCUAAAGCUAAAAAUCAGACUCAAUUUUCAUCUGCUUCUCGGUGGCCUUUUUCCAGUACUGUUGGAAAUUUUGACAGUCUGAAAUCAGAUCUAUUUGGUUCUUCGGAGCCUCUUCUUAAUCUUUCAGUUUCUAUUGGUAAUGACGCGGAAACACUGAGGCAGAGUACAAAGGAAAAUAAUGCGGAGAGAAAGCAAGAAUCUUUUUUACCAAAGCAUGAUGAGAACUUUGCUGCUCUAGAACAGCAUAUUGAAGACCUGACUCAAGAAAAGUUCUCACUGCAGCGAUCUCUUGAUGCUUCAAGAUCUUUAUCAGAAUCAUUGGCUGCGGAAAAUUCGUCUCUCACAGAUAGCUAUAACCAGCAGGGAGCAUUAGUUAACCAACUAAGAUUAGACAUGGAAAGAUUACAGGAGGAAAUCAGAGCUCAGCUGCUUGAAAUUGAGUCCAUCAAAAUGGAGUAUGUUAAUGCACAACUGGAAUGUACUGCAGCUGAUGAACGAGCACAAAUAUUGACUUCAGAAGUCAUUGAGUUGGAAGAAAAGGCACUCAGACUGAGAUCAAGUGAGCUAAAGUUGGAGAGGCAAUUGGAGAAUUCAAAUGAUGAAAUUACUUCAUACAAGAGGAAAGUGUCUAUACUGGAGAAAGAGCGUCAAGACUUGCAACUCACUAUUAAUGCUAUGCAAGAAGAGAAAAAGGUAUUGCAAUCGAAGCUACGGAAUGCAUCUGGAGGUGAAAAAUCAUUUGACGUCCAAACUCCCUCUGUCAAAGAUAUGUUAACUUCUACACAAGACUUAGAAGUAAGUGGUGGGGAAAUUAUGUCAAGCACGUUUGAUCCUGAAAUGCAAGAAGCUGCUUUUCCUCUCCCCGGUAGUAGCUCUGCCAUCCAACUGCCUGAGAAUAGCCAAUUCCAUCCUUCAGUCUCAUCUGCAGCUAUUCCACCCGAUCAAUUAUACAUGAUUGGAAACAUCAAUUCCUUGAUUUCGGAGUUAGUAUUGGAGAAAGAAGAGUUGACCAGGGCCUUGGUUUCAGAAUCAUCUAAUAGUUCAACUCUGAAGGAACUGAAUAGGGAAUUAUCCCGCAAACUGGAGGCUCAGACCCAGCGGUUGGAGCUCUUGACUGCGCAAAGUAUGGCCAGUGAAAAUCUUCAGGCAAGACAACCAGAUCUACUGACAAUGAAUGAUAGCACAACAUACGCGGACGAAGGAGAUGAGGUGGUAGAAAGAGUUUUAGGUUGGAUAAUGAAGCUCUUACCAGGAGGUCCAACUAAGCGGCGAACCAGCAAACUUCUAUGAUCAGAGUUAGGGGAUGUCUUUAUCAGAAAGAUUCCUUCUUAUUUUGUUCACUUCGAUGGUGCAGUGUAGGAGUUCACCAUCUGUAUAUUGCGAGGCAUUAAUUUUUGCCCAUUCUUUUUCAAUAGAAGAAAGUGAGUUUUUUCUUUUUUUACUUUUUUCUGUUCCAUAUUUUAGAAGGCAGAAUAGUCAUUUUCCUUUUUGAUUACGAAUUUGUUUGGCUAACAGUAGAGAGAAAAGACGUGUGUUCCGAUGUAGCAGAAAUGUUGUUAUUGUUGUUUGUGUAACAAAAUUUUAGUGGAAACGUUGGAUGUAAGGAUAUAAAUCAGGAAAAUCCCCAUUGAAUGGUAGUCCUACUUUUCCUUCCUUUUUCUA
Papaver somniferum (opium poppy) is the source of this 3311-nucleotide messenger RNA. Its product is annotated as protein BLISTER-like. The record is from RefSeq and is a predicted model, not a curated record. NCBI's taxonomy places the organism in Eukaryota, Viridiplantae, Streptophyta, Magnoliopsida, Ranunculales, Papaveraceae. Gene Ontology annotation, biological process: regulation of growth. The coding region runs from base 549 to 2939 and encodes 796 amino acids. The transcript is spliced from 13 exons.